This is a messenger RNA of Saccostrea echinata, 2213 nucleotides long. RefSeq names its product protein phosphatase 2C-like domain-containing protein 1. The record is from RefSeq and is a predicted model, not a curated record. Gene Ontology annotation, molecular function: protein serine/threonine phosphatase activity. Gene Ontology annotation, biological process: protein dephosphorylation. Bases 30 to 2105 code for a protein of 691 amino acids. The transcript is spliced from 8 exons. Lineage: Eukaryota; Metazoa; Mollusca; Bivalvia; Ostreida; Ostreidae.
UCAGGUUGAAAGCAUUUGAUUGCUCAGUCAUGACAUCAAUAGACAAGGAAACUACCCCUAUGUUUGAAGAGGCAACGGAGGAUGAGUACUCGGACAGAUUUGAUGAGGAGGAAGAACAACCCACACAUCCAGCUAAGGGGGAGAAUAUCUACAGAUCAGACACCCCUGAGACCAAUAUCACAGAACUCCCAUCCAAUCCUGAUAUUUCAAUACGAUGUGAUCGAUGCAAAAUAUACAUAAAUCUCAGAGCCCUGCACGAACACCGGGUAUACCAUGAUGCCUUGGAGGUGAUGAAAUACCAGGGUAAAAAUAAACCAACAUCAAUAGAUGGCCUUAGAAAGAGACGACAAAUUAUACUGCGAAAAAUUCGUGAACAAAAAGAAACACCAAAACAGCUCCAGGCAAUUCAAGAACUCAAUGAUGCUUAUGAAUUUCUUAAAGCUGAUGUGCAGGGUACGUUUGAACUGGAGCGCCAGAACAGAGAGGAGAUAAACACAGACGUCCGCGGUGUGGCAGUCAACUGUAGCCCUUCUUGUGUGUUUGCUCUUGGCAUGUGUUCUGCACAGAAUGAUAGAUGGAAGAGUUACAUGGAAGACACUAAAGUUUACCAAGACUGCUUUGGAGAUGACAGACAUAAGUGUUAUUUUGGGUUGUUUGAUGGCUACCAUGGGAGAUUUGCUGCAGAUAUGGCUGCUGCUGAGCUCCACCAUCUUUUGCUCAAUGAGAUGUCAAAGUUUGAUCCCAAGACCAAAUCCACAACAGCUACAAAUGUCUUGGACACUACUGAUGUCUCACAGUACUCAUUUGAGCGUCCUGACACCAAGGAGAGCGAGCGUGCAGUCCUCCAUGAGAGUAGUGUGGAUAUUGUUCAGCAGAUCAUUAACAUGUGUGAAGACAAGUAUGAAGAACUCAUCACUCCUAGGGCCACAAAGUCUGCCAAAAAAGACAACGAACAGAAAGAAAACAAGAAAAAGAAACAAAAGGCACCUUUUACAGUCAAAAUGGAGUCUGCUCUUGCCAAGUCUUACUAUUUAACUGACAUCUUAUUGUCAUAUGGCAAAGAUGAAAGGUCAAAGGUCAGGUGGAGUGGUUGUUCGGCAUUGACGGUUGUUAUACAAGGUGGGGAUAAGAUGGAGCAGUCUGGGAAUCCAAUUUCUCCAGUGGCAGAGGAAGACGAGGAAAGAAAAACUGACAUUUACAUGUCUCGCCCUCCUACGCUUGAGAACAAAUUGGACCAAUCACAGCCAGCCAGCACCAUGGGCUUUGAUCCACCACGGGAAAUGGGCAUGAUCUACCUAGCCAAUGCAGGAAAUGUCCAUGGUGUACUGGUUAGAGGAAACAGGGCAUACAAACUCACAAAGGACCAUACACCACAGAAUGAGAAGGAAAAGAAUCGGGUCAUUAAAGCAGGAGCAGACAUAAGUCUGAGUGAGAGGGAAAUGAGGGUAAGUGGAGUGGUAGCCACCACACGAGGACUUGGUAACCAUGGUGAUGUGGUGCUUAAGAACAGUGUUAUUGUGGAGCCACACACUAUGUCAGUCGCAGUGGACCAGUACUGUCAGUUUCUGCUGCUAGCCUCUCAUGGGGUCUGGGAAGUUUUCUCUGAGACAGAGGCUGCUAACCUACUUUUGAAGUUACUCCCUAGCAACUUUAUCCCAGCCCCAAGUAAAAUAAGCACCACUCUUAGGCCAUUAAUAGAGGAGUCUAACAGUCAGGCCAACAUUUCGUUGAUAACCCAGACCCCACGGAGAGUGUCCUUCUCGGAACCAGCAGACGACCGCCUAAAGAUGUCCCCCCGGGCCUCCACAAUGAUAGAUAUAGAGAAAAACAAUUCUGAUGAGGAUAUGAAGACAGAAAAUGGCAGCCAUGUUGGUCCAUAUGAUGAGGAAUCUGGAAAUGAGGCUGAUGUGGAGACAUAUGGUGACUUCCUGUCACUGCCUAGUAACUCUCGUCUGUCUAAUUAUAAUCCCUCUAUGACUAGGGAUCAGUUUCAGAGGGACCUGUCACGCACUAUGGCAGAACAUCUUGUUCAAGCUGCCUUGCUUGCUGGGGCAAAGAACAAUAUUACAGUUAUGGUCGUAUUAUUACCAGGAUGUGGAGUGUAGUUUAAAUUCAUUAACAAGGAAAAAUGUCUUUGAAUUACUGAUUUACCGAGUGUUGUUCUUUGACUGUGAUAUAAAAUAUUUAUUUUAACAUGACUGAUUUUUACAGGA